This is a messenger RNA of Dermacentor silvarum, 12984 nucleotides long. It is a transcript of the gene Slob, whose product is annotated as slowpoke-binding protein. The record is from RefSeq and is a predicted model, not a curated record. The transcript is spliced from 14 exons. Lineage: Eukaryota; Metazoa; Arthropoda; Arachnida; Ixodida; Ixodidae. The coding region runs from base 295 to 2004 and encodes 569 amino acids.
GCCGCUUUAAAAACAAGUGUGGGCCCGUGAGCGGUGCCUGCGCGAUGAGGCGCUUUUCUCUUAAAUGUCUAAGUUGUAGGAAAAGAUGACUCGCCCAACAGUCUCUAGAUGCAUUUCCUCUUGUGUAGAACUCAAGUUACGUCGCUUCGCCGUCCGAUAGUUAUGGAGGACGGCUAGUGCAACAGCCCCUCCGCCGUUUCUCCCAACAUCCGCCUUUUGAGUUUCGUUUUGCUUGGCUUCCGUCGCUGUGGGCCGUCUGCGGCGGCAUUUUAGCCCGGCGUUAAGUUUUUCAGCAUGACGUUUCAGUGGGACGACUUCGCCAGGGAGUACUACUGGGUCAUUCUUCUAGCGAUAUUUGCUGUAAUGGCACUAGCUGCCAUAGCGAUUUGGGCAAUACUUCGAUGCAGAUAUCCUCGACACGAGUACCUGGCACUCGACAACGAAAGCAGCUUCAUCUUAGAUCGGCUUGAACUAAGCCGGAAACUACGUGGUGAUAUCGAUCGCAAUGAGGCCUUGAUCAAUUGCCAGUACUAUCUUCGGGGCUCAACAAGGUACUUCCUUCGUUACCAGCUCUGCAACAUAGGCAGCCGCAUGGACCGGCACUGGUUCGUGGUGCGGGAUAGUGCGACGCGCACCGAGCGCCUUCUGACGGUGACAGCACUUCCAGAUGCGUGUCCACUGCGCCACUCGCCCUGCCAGGUCCGGCCGGGUCUUCAGGAGAUCUUCCUUGACCUCCAGCACCCUUAUGUACACCCGGUGCUCGACAUCGACAUCAAGGUCUUGGCUGAACGCCCACACGUGGUGGUCGUGUCUCCGCUGAAUGAUGUUGGGUCACUCAAAGAUCUCAUAUACCAUAGCAAGUACAACGAAGACUGGCAGGAGAAGUACCGUCCGCAUGGGACGGGCCUCCCACAGGAUCAGGUGCAGCGUCUGGCCAAGCAGAUAGUUGAGGGCCUGCUUUUUCUACACGAGAAGGACUUCCCGGCAUUCUACAACCUACACCUGGGCAACGUCAUCCUUCAGAAUGGCGUGGCCAGGCUCACAGGCCUGGAGAAUGUCCUGCUGGGCUAUGUGCCCAGGGUCUCAGCAUUCAUCCGCAAGCGCAUUUGCGAAGACAAGGAGGUCGUCGACGCCGUCUGCUUUGGUCAUGCUCUGUUUGAAAUGGCUGCCGGUUACGAAAUGUCCACAACGAAGCCUACAGACAAAAACUAUGCCGAUGUUGAACACUGCCCCGAAGUGUAUCAGGUGUUGAGGUUCAUCUUUGAGAAUGAAAAUCACCACUAUCCAACUCUAGAAGAGGUUGCCACGCUGGAUUUCUUUCGCAAUAUCGACCUACGCGAGCUCACAACUCACACUGUGCCUCCCAUCCUAAGGACCAACCUGAGCUCAACUGCCAAACACCUCCUACGAGAUGUUCAAAAGUUCUAUCGCAAUAAAGGAAAACUCAAGACGUCGCGAUCUAUAUCGGUGUCUUCAUGUGAUGGCGGAGAGUCUUCUGACAGCGAAAAAGCAGGCCUGUUGCCGCGAGGCAUUCGGGCCAAGCGGCGGCCGCCGUUGAGUCCCAGCCACGCACCACUGGUGCUCAAGAAACCCUGUCCGCCGCCACCGUGUUCCUCCGAGCUGCUGACUCCGCUUGCCGGCUCCUCUUCUUCUCCGCCUCCGGAGUUUUCUUCGUCCCCUCCGCAGGCGGAGACUCCGCCUCCCGAGGGCACAUCAACGUGCCCGCCCUCAAAAGCCUCGGACACGUCUCCCGUCGACACCGAGGCCACAUCUCCUCUCGGGCCGGUGGCCACGACCGCUCCUCAGAAUGACGCCGGCGUCACGGUCGCCACCUUUGUGACGCCUCUCGUCGAGACCCCGCCUCCCAGGGUUCCGCCCCGUCCGCCUGUAUGGGUCCAGUCGCAGUCCAGCGUGAGCACUUGCGGCUCGGUCGAAUUUUGCACGCCGCCGUCCAGUCCGCAAAUUGACGGUGCCGAGUGGUGUAGUUCGGAGUGCAUUACGUGAUCCUCUGUGCCAUAACUACGUAGUUAAAGCAAUUCAAAGCAGUUUUCUAAUUCUUCUUGCACACUGAGGUCACAUCUGCGAAUGAUGGUGCUUAGUUACUGUUGCAGGAAAGUAUAUAUGCAGUCUUCACAUGGGCCUUGCUGUCAUAUAGUGGCACGUUGAGUGCAAUUAACAGUUGGCCUUGGUUUCAAUGUAGACUCGAGCUGACACUCAUUCAUCCCUGAAGUACACAUGGGAUGAGCACGGGCCAAAGAUGGUGCACUUAUCUGUACAGUCAUCACCAGUCCAAUGCCACAGCUGAAAUUGCACACACACACACACACACACUUGUGCCUCUGCUGUACGAUAUUACUGUGGUCUGAACUUUCUGCAUCAAUUAAAGGGGCCCUGCAGCGUGUUGUAUGAAACGCACGGAAUGUGUGCGGCAUCAAUCAAAAGGCACCUUCUAACGAAUCGUCUUGAACAAAGGGUCCUUUAAUGCGCCUUGUAUGGGUGGAGCUGUCGGCAGUCGUAAUGCUGCUGCUACCACACCCUCACGACCUUUUUCUCCUUUUCGUCGUUCGAACUAUGCUCAAAUCGAGCCGCUAUGCUGAUGCAGAAUCAUGCCCUCUGUGCUUCACCCAUGAACAUGCCAAGCAUUUGUAUCAACGUGACCUCAAGAUUAUGUCGCGUAACCCUCCAUAGCGCUGCCCUGUCUUGGAGGACACAGUGUCAGCACAGUGGCAUCGUUCUUCUCCCCCAGGUGACGCCACUAGUGUAUUGGUGGUGCAAUCUUUUCUGCUUUUGCCUCUGCCAGAAGUACUGCAGAUUCAUAAUGUCUAACAAAAUCUGGGCAAUGAACAUCACUUCUAAAUUUCUGUAGGAAUACACAUGAAAGUGGUGGAGAUUCUAGAAAGCUAGAGGAAAUAGCAGGUGGGGGUCAUUUGGACGAAAUUGUAGACUCUCUGCUACAAGUAGAGGAAUAACAUAGUCGGACGUGAUUUAAAAAAGUCACAUCCAACACAAAAAUACCUUUGUUAUAUGUGAUAUUUGUUAUAAGUAUAUACUGCUUACAUGCUGAUAUCGGCAAUAAACAUUGUAGAUAAUUCGUUAUAUUCAUGUUCAUUAUGUUGAGAUUCUACUGUACUGUAUAGGCCCGAAGGUUCAUGAUAGUAUUGUACAGUGAACAAGACUGCUGGGUUAAAAAAGUGUUGCAGAUGCCUUCAAACAACCAAAAAUGCUAACGAAAAUCUCUCAACUCGUCUCUUCAGAGACGGUGGCGUCAGCCAUUUCUUUUUCAAAGUGCAUUACACACUGGCAACUCAAAGCAAGCAGUCCUUGUCACCAAGCUUGCAGCUUUGCAGUUGAUUGGUGCGGGCGACUUUGUCAGACAGAAAGAUUUGUAUGAACUUUGAGUUUCUGUACAAUAGCGAAGUUGCAUUGAAGACGAAGGUUACGGCUUCGCUCGCACUCUAGAGGAAGUAUCACGCUUUGGAUUAACGUUAAUGCAAAUGCCAACAUUUUGACUGGGACCUUGUCAGAACGAUGAUGCCAGUCACACUUCUGUGCCUGUAAUUUUGAGAAAGCCUAGUCUGGUUGGCAGCCCUUGCAUAGUCCCUGAUUUUGUAGUCGGCAGUUCAGAUGCUUGGCACUUAGUAGGGAAUGUAGCUAUGAGAAACCUUUAUUCAGGUUUCUAUACAAAGUAAUAAGAAGUUGGCACCUUUCUCAGAGGGUCUGCAGCGUUGCUGACAUAUAUAGAGGGUUCACUGGAAGAUGACUUGGAGUGGCCAGUAGUGAGCGAACUACGGAGGCCUCAGCUUGGAGCCAACAUCUAAACAGGGGGAUUUGCCGUCGUAGGUUGGCAGAGUGAGCGGAUACUCACUCGCUCAGAAAUAUUUUUGCAGGUUAUGCACUCGCUCACACUCACUCACCAAUGCUCACACAUGCUCAUAGUCACUUCCAUUCACACUUACCAACACCCACUCAUGCUCAUACUAGUGUCCACUCACUGGCAGUUGCUCACAUACAUACUCACGUCUGCUCACACUCGCCGACAGCCACUCAGGUUCAUACUUCCGUCCACUCAAAGUCACCAUCACUGACCUUUUUUUUUUUUACUUACGUUAUGCGGCACUCACCCCCCUUCCUACUCGAGUUCACUCAAAGUCGCCACUCACUAAUGCUCUAUCGCUCACCUAUGAAAUGAGUGUACAGCAAGUAUGAAUUAGUGUACUCGUGAGUGAGUGUGCCGACCUAUGCUUGUCUUCACCGGGGCCCUGACCAAAACAAGUAUCCCUUGUCAAAAUGUUGGCUCUGGGCUGAAGCUUCUCUUGUUGGCCUGCUGUUGAUCAUGACAGCACAUGUGUCACUGGCUCCUUCUUUAUUGUCACUUGGGGUGUCAAUCUGUGGACUUGUGCCCGCAUUUAUUGAGCGCUGAAUUGUUCAUCGAAUGUAGCAACUUUCCUGCGCAGUGCAAGGUAUCGCACUUGUGUGUGAGAAGGCCCUGUGUUCUUUCAGUGCAUGUAAUCAUGUUUCUCGGGAAAGAUGGACUCGUAGUGUUUCUGAUGUCAUCGGAGUGGAUGUUAAAAAUUCUCGUCGUGGGUGGCUAUUUGAAUGACCUACUUUGAUGUCUCCAAGUGCCCGUGAACACUUUAGCCAGGGAAUUGAGAUUGUCAUCACUGUCAGGGCCGGUCUGCUUUUCCAGUGGCGUGGAAACAACUGUAAGGUGGGCUGUGACUUUCCAGAAAGUUCGAAUGAAUUGUGGUAUCUGUAUGGGAGUAUCUUUCUUUUUUCGUUUAUACUACUGUCACUGAAAGCUGCAAAAUUUUUGCAGUCCUUACUCGGCCAGUCUUUUGGAAGGAAAGCACACUUAUUCAAAGUGUGACUCCGGAGGUAGCAUAAUUAAGUGCCAAAAUAAAGUUAUGUCAGCUUUGGCAGCACUGACAUUAUGAAAGAAAAAAUAAUUUAAGAACAGUUGCACAAUUGAGAAAUUCCACUUGCCUGCCUUUUGGAACAACAUGCGUGGCUUGAUAGCCUUUUAUGAAUGCACGACUCUUGGAACUCUGGCCCUUUGUUUAGAUGGUAUCUCUAUCACUCUCUGUUUGCAUCAGUUUUUGCUGCUGCUGUUUGUUUUUGCUACAGGUUGCUAACCUGCUACUGAAACAAGAUUAGGUUCUACAGAAGUCAUUAACAUAGCGCUAAAAAGAGGUAACUGUUCUACAAUGAUCACACAUUGGUUGAACUUCAUUUAUUGUGACUAAUUCAGUCAUAGAUCGUGAUAAGUACAGCUUCGUGUAGAACCUUCAACUGUCUGUGGUAAUAGUCGUGUCUAUAUUGAAUUGCUUCUGGUAGGAGUCAAGUUAAAAGUAAUCACUCUUCAGAUUAGGUUACUAAACUUUGAGUAGCCCCACACUUUGUAUCAUAUUUUGUGAGAGUGAACCCACAAGAGUGACACAUGAAAGAAAACGUGCACUACUUACUCUUAAAGAGCUGGCCUGCGGAAACCAAGUAGUUAACUAGUUGAGUUGGUGCUUCUUUGCAGAGAGGAUUCCAGAGUAUCAAGGAAGUUUCUGGACAGUGCUUUGUCUCGUGCUGACACUUCUGCUGAGUCAUGUUAGUCUGAUAUUCUGUCCUUGGUUCAGGCGAGUCGGAACUGCUGACGCUUUUAAGAGCCAUUUACGUUGUUAUUCCAAUGAGAACUUCAAAGCCAUUAUUAAGCUCAAAAAUUUAGAGCAGCUGAGUUGCACCCUUCAUUAGCCCACUUCAAAGGAAGUAGCCAAAGUGUUGAGCAAAUAACUUGCUUGUAGUACAGUUGUAAAAUGUCAAGGCUUUGCAUGUUAUGCCUUUGGCAACCUGUUAUGCCUAUGCAGUAAGGCUUGCGUGCACUUCGAUGACAACGGAAUUCACUCAUACAGUCUUUAUGUAAAGCCAUGCUUCAACAGAACUCCUCAGUGGACUUGAAAUUGAUGGCAGGUUGAAUGGUAAAGCAGUAUGCUUGAGAAGAACUGAUAGUUGGGCUAGUUGGAGCACAACUUCUUUCAGUGAGUUUAGUGCGAAGCAGAUGACCACACAUUCAAAGACACACAAUUAAGACAAGCGCUCUUAGAGCUCAUCUCGUGUUUUUUGUAUAUCUGGUCCUUUGCUUCACAAUAAAGCUAUUGUAGAUAAAGCAGGGUUGAAGCAUGUCUAAAUGUUGUUGCAGUUUUUUUUCUGUAGUAUCUCGUUAUAAUGAAGUCACAUCUCGUAUGAAAGUGCCUUCGUUAUAUCCAAUAUUCGUUAUAAGUGUAUGCGCUGAUAAAAUUAUAAAUAUAUUGGGUCUAUGCGAAAUAAACACAAACGUGGUGCCUCCCACAGGCCAGCCACAGGCCAGGAUUUUGACAGUUCACCAGCGACUUGCCAGGCCAAUGUGUGGCACCUCAACAACUUUAAAUUAUAAACGUGCUUCACACCGUCAUUAAUAUGCAAACGUGUGAUACGAUCUUGUUGGCUUGCCAGCUGCAGGCCAGCCAAGCCAAGCUGCAAGCUAAAACAUUCACGUGCAUUCAGAACUUGCCAUUUAAAGUUGCUCUUGCUCAGUAUUUGACAUUUUCGCUACCGGACUAAAUAUUUUUAGCUGCAAGAGAACAAAUAUUCGCUUUGCUGUAACCGAUAUUGUCUUGGGUCUUGCAUUUUCGCUUUCGUUUUGGCAGUAGAAUACUCAUUUAAAUAAGGCAUGGCCAACCAAAUUUUAGGUUUACCUCAAACCAAAUUUUAGGUUUACCUCAUUAUGUAUCUAAGUUAGUUACAUCAUGGUUCAAUCCAAAGAUGAACUGCGGGCAUGCCGAAAGCAAUGCAGAGGCUUUUGCAGAUAAGCUAAAGGCAGUAGGAGGUAAGCAGAAGCUUGCCAAAUGAAUUAAAAAGAAAGCACUGUGGCCAGGUUACAGAAAGUUUUGAAGUGCUGUUGGCUAUUGUCUGUCCAUACCACAGCUGCAAAUUUAUUUCCCGGAGGCACACAGGGCGGCGCUCCGCUUUCUGAAGUGGAAUUGUUGGUGGUGGUGCAGCUUUGCAAGUGUGGGCCACAUCUGUAAGGGAAGAACAACUCCAUCCUCCAUAAGCACAGGAAAUGUUUUCUUGUUUUUUUCAAUUUCCACACAGAAAUGUCUGGACUAUAACUGCAGUGAAGGACGUCCUCUGGGGUGUCAAUUCAUGACUGUAGAGGACUGAUGCGAUUUUUCGGUGCUAAACUUGUGGCUUCCUUUAACAUCAGCCACAGACAUUGAAGAUAAGUACGUACAGUGUGGUCCAAUGUUGAAGGGAACGCCUGAGCGUAGAGCACAUUCCUUCUGGCAAGUGUACUGUCACCCGACUUUGCAGAAGGUUACUUGUGGUUAGGUGGAACUCGAGCCUUUCUACACACCUAUGCAGUGCAGUGACAUAGCUUCAGCUGGCACUCGCAGCUAGAGGGCCAGUGAAGUGAUAGCCACUCGCUAGUGUGUUCCUUUUACCAGUGGACUGCACUGUGCAGUGUAUGGUAUUCUUGGAGGUAGUACUGUAGAACCAGCUCUAUGCAUUCGCAGAUUGUGUGACUUCCCUUGUUUGAACAUUUACACCAGUGAACAUGUAAAAUGACUUAUUCUGAUUUCGAAGUUUCCCAGAUCGUCGUUUUCUUUCUGUCAAUUUUUUUCUUCUCCCAAAACGUAUCGACAACAUUUAUACGAUAUAUAUUGAACCUACAUUUCAGCUCUUUCCCUAAAGUGAUCAGUGUGGCCUGUUAGCCAAGCAUCUAUGAAAGACUAGUUAGCAGACUUUUGUAUCUAGCCUUAGCUGCGGUCAGUGCUGGAAAACUUAUUCAAGGUGCCUCCCCCUCCAAGAUGCGUUGUGUGUUGUUGACAUUCUGGAAGCCGAAGCGCUCAGAUUGGGAGAUUUUGGGAGCUGCUGUCCUCACAUUCCAUCCUUACUGAGCAAGUGAAUCAUUCUGGAGCUGUUGUUGGAGGUCACUCCGUGUGGGUGUGUUUUAUUAAUGGGCAGGCGUUUGCUUCCGAAUCCGGAAACCGCAAACACAUUUUCAUGGCGCAACAUAACUUAUGUGUGAUAGUGCCGUGUGUUUGCCAUCACAGGUGGCACGGUUUCGUGUUCUGAUAUCUGAGAUUCCUACAAAAAUUUCUAGAGGAAACUCUUGGCCCUGCCAUUGUUUGUCUACUAUGGGAAUGAUGUUUAGUGCAUGUAUUUGUCUAGUAAUCAUGCUUUUGGAUUCCGACAUUCUUUUGGUAUUAUUUAUUGCACUCUAUCUUAUUUAAAUUUCCAAGCAGUUAUAUUUUUAUUUAAAUACAUGAAGGCAAUAGGUUUUUGCGCACAUGUAUGAUCAUUGCAAAUUACUGAAUUUAUAAUGCAGUGUAUUUUGUUGAAAAUGAUUGAUUUGCAAUGUCAUGAAACCGUUUUAAGCCAGAAAGAUGAAACUUGGGUAAACCUACGUACUACUCACACUCCCUUGCCUACUGAACCACCGCACUUACAGCUUCUAAUGACACAGCACCAGAACACUCUCUAGUAUUUUUUGUAGUAAACUCGACAUCUGUAUGUGCGACUCAACACAUAUACUUUGCCUUGUACACUUUUGCUGCUCAUAUAUUCUGUGUCAAAGGAGUCCUGAUGAGAGAAAUCAUAGUCAAGCUGUCCUUAGGAUUCAGUAUCCACGUUUCAAACGUUGCUGUUGCAUUAAAACGUGCUUAUUUGAUUUCGUAGAUUGUGUAGACUGGUCAGCGCGAGAAUCCAUGUGCUGACGUAACGACUCACGGAAGUCUGUGAAAUAGUGAGACGUGCACAUUUUCAUGGCAUCUUCCAUUCAUGGAAGUAGUUGACGAAAAAUUGUGCACUAAUCUGGGUAUUAAUAGGCUGUAAGACUGCAGAAGCACCCUGUGCCCCCAGUAAUCAGAAUUGUCGGAUGACCUGCAACACAUGAAACAUGCUAAGCGAGAUUCCAUUACAGUGAAAAACACAGCUCAACCGAGAAUGUGACAUCACGCGGCAUCACACUCUCCUGGUGAUCAGAGCUGAAACCUAUUUUUGCAAACACUGUCAGAAUUACCAUAGCUUCUUGCAUCGCAUUGAUUUGGUGGUGGAGGUUUUGUGUCACAGCUACGUCUGACAAAUUGUAAGGGCACCCAAAGGAUAAUUGUCAGGACUCCUUUGGCAUGGACCAGUUUGUUGCACUGACGUUGCUGUGCUUUCCGUACCACAAGUGAUCUUAGAACUGUUCUAUGCAUUACUGCAUAUUGCCGGGGUGCAGCUGUAGGCUGCACCCCGGCAUGUACUAGUAUCAGACAUGUACUAGUAUCAGCAUAAAUUCAGACGCAAACAACUCUGAAACUACUCCGUUGUGUUGUUUUGUUUCCGGGUUCAUCUACAUUUGUGGCUUAAUUCGAAUUCCAAAUUGUACAUUUGCAGCUACUCUCGGCUUAGAAACCUGCUACAGAGCAAUUAGACGUCACACUUCCAUGUAAUUACGCUUAACAGGCAUUCUGAUCAGUUAUUUUGAGUUCGCAUUUCAAUAUAUGCUGAUGGUACAGUACUGUCCUCUUUAAAGUGAACGUCCAGCAGGUAUUCAAGCAAAUAUAACUGAUACACAUCUAGUUUAUCAAGAGGAAAAAGAAAAAAACAAAAAAAACGGCUGAUAGGACAUAUUCGGCUGACAUCUAAGCACUAAAAUAUAGUCUGCAUGCCUUCACGUUAUAAUUCAACUGUAGUUCACAGCCAAGUACUAUGUGGAUGUUCCAUUUAACAAUGGGCUAGACUGUACAGCUGUGCUUUGAAGCCACAGAGUUCAAGGGAGCCAUGAGUUAGUGCACCCUUGAUAACUAUCAGUGGAUUAAUUGUGAUCUUCAUUUUUUUUCUUCUUCUUUUUGUCCAGGCAGUUCACAAGUUCAGGCUUUAUUCACUUAAGAGCUUGGCUGUAUCUGCUGUGCACAUUUGCCUUUUACACAAAUGAGCCCUUUGUAUGUUGCUGCAGAAUGUUAUGCAUGGAAGGUUACGAAAGGACAGUGUUGGGUUGGGAUAGAAUGGUAGACUGCGCUUGUGAGACAGUGAAUUGAAUACUUUCACUGUGCUCCUGCUGCACAGCAUGAGGUCAAGGGUUCUAUUCGCAGCCGUCACUGCUGCAUUCCAAUAGGUGCAAAUGGCAGAAACACUCGCGCACUUAGAGUUAAUGCAGGUUUAAAAAAUGCUGAGUUGUCAGAAUGAAUCUGCAGCACUCCACUGCGAUGCAUCUCGUAGCCCCAUUGUUCCUUCUGGAUAUUAAAUGCCGCAAAUUAAUCAACUACUUUCAGUGAGAGCAGAAGCUUGAUGUGCCAGAAUAAGGCGCAAAAGUGAAAGACUGAUGGUGACAUUACUUUCCAACUCCCGAAGGAACUUCCUGACAUGUCACAAAUCCUGGAAAUGUUGGAGCUGUUGGAAAUGUUGAAGCUUGAUUAAAGCAAUUUGAUUGUUUAAUGCUCUAAAACAUUAUGAGCAUUCUGUAGUUCAACAGAAAAGCCGAACAGUUGUUCAGCUGAGACGCAAGCUGUGGUAAGGAGCCUUAAAAUGCAUUGUAAAUACAGCCCGCCAACCAAAAUCUCGAGGUUCGUUUGAAUUAUAUUGGAAGCCUGUAGUAGCCUACCAGUUUAGCCUCACCUAGCGCUUGUCCUUUGUGGCCCUUUAAGAUUUAAAUGCUUUGCCGUGCAACACUCAUUGCAUUCCUUUAGGCCUGAGCAUGGCUGUGAUAUUUGUAACCACGCGAAAUCUUGUGGUGGUUUGAGUGGCAGAGAAAGGUGCUGGCUUAAGUGAGAAACUGGAUGUGUUAACCUUAACUAGUACAGCUAACUUCUCGUGCAUUGCUGUAUGGAGCCGAUCUUCAAAGGUUGUGCAGAAUGCACCUUUAUAGCAAACCACUUUGGACCGAGCCAUCUGUAGUAAACUCUGGUUAUAACCAUGUGCCACUGAAAACUGUUGCAAACGACAUUGUUUUCUCCGAGGAUUGAAACAUGAGUUCAUGCACUGUUGACAAAUUGCAUGGAUUCACAAACAUUGAUAGCUAAACUAAUGUGAGUCGAAUGUGCCUGUUGAUGUAUGUGUAUUCAUAAGCCACCAAAGUGUGCAACCUGCAGCUGAAUUUUGUAACAAUUUUUUAAAUUCUGUUCUAUCAAUAUUGUAAUUCAUUGCACCAAGUCGCUGAUCCCUAUGACACCUUGCAUUAGCCAAUGAUAAAGUGCAGAUAGAUUGGAAAAUUGGAAAGAAUUGUUGCAAAAAUGUGGCCCCUGGAGAUGUCAGCUUUACACAACAUCUGAACUGUUGUGAAGCUUUCCCGCAGAGAUGUUGCGACACAUAUUAUUGGCGUACCAGCAGCUAGUGCUUAGAAUUUGGGUGCCGACAGGACAGUUGCUUCAUAUGGGUGGUGUAUUUCUGUUGUGUAAUAGCCCCGCCAAAGCUAGCUAUAGUCGUCUAUACUGUGAUUGGGCAAUGAAUUUGUGGGGCAUAUGGCUGAUCAAUAUGUCAAGCUUGUUGCUGUGGAUGUUGCAGGAACUCAAUCAAGACUUGCUGCAUGCUUGUGUUUACUCUAAGAAGAGUUGUCGGGAUGAGUUUCUGCAGCAGACUGUUACUUUCUGUAAGAAACACUGCACUGAAAUUAUUGUCACGGAACAAUGCCAGUAGAUGUUGUUAUGUCUAUGUUUUUCCUUGAAUUAUGUACACUGCAAGCAAGUUCUUCUUGCAUUGGUGGCACCAUCCAAAUAAGGGUGUGAUUGCAAUGUAAUGAGAUUACUGUCAAUAACUACCAAAAGGAAAUUUACCUGGGACCCAACCAAGUUUCCAGGCUUGUGAUGGAAGUGGACCAACACACUUGCUUUAAAAUCGUAACAAGUCUGGGAGAAACCUUUGUGGAGUGAAUAGAAAUGUUGAUCCUUUAGAUUGAACUGCAGUUUCCAGCACGUCAUUGCUUGGAGGCUACAACAGCAGAGCAUCGUUAGUUGAACAGACAUGCUCUGGUUUUAGAAAUACUGAAGGCCAAAACUAGUUCACUUCGCCCAUCGCCCGAAGCACAGCUAUUUCUACAGUUCUCUGCAAGCUCUCAAGUUCCGUGCGUCCAGACGUGCUUACUCCACCUGUAGUGUAGUUGAGUUAAAACACCUGUUCUAUGAAAUGACCUCUGUACAAUGUUUCAAUGCGCUCACCUUGCCUUGUCAGACAUAGUAGGGAAGUUUUUCCCAUAAUGAAGUGACCUGUAUAACAAACUUUUGCUGUUUUGCUUGUGUUUUGUUAUACAAGCAUUUCAAUGUAUGAUGCAGAAAGGAAAGUUGCUCCAAGAUUGGUGUGUUGCUGGCACCAGACAUUUUGUACUAAGCCUUUUUUUCAUCCUAUGUAGUGCACUCGUACUGGUACAGUGGAUAGAAUGCCACACUAUUUCCUUUACAAGGCCAUGCAGUGAGAUGUCUGUCUCACCCACAUGGUGUGCCCUGCAGAAUUCAUGGAAAUUCAUAGAAAGGUUCAUGGAAAUUGGCAAUUGCCAGUAAUCAGGGGCAAUACUCUCGAGCAAUGUCUUUCGGGAAUACUAUCAUCAUUGCAAGAUUUUGCUUGACUUGGCAUCGAAGAUGUUGAAAUAUGAGUUGCAUGAAAUCUCGCGAAAGUGAUCAAAUCCCCGAAAAUGAUCAUUCGCGAUGCGGCCGCAUUCCAGAAAAUAGCAGAACAGCAUGCUAUCGCUUCAGCCAUCCAAAAUGGGUGGUGUUUCGUUUUUCGCCACCAACUGAGCUUACACCUCUUUCUUGCACUGCUUUCUUAUUUAUUUUGUGUUUGCUGAUUUAUGCAAUUAAAAUCGGGCCUCAUUACAACGAAGUUGCAUCUGGCAAGCAUACACACUGACAGCAAAUUUUAGACUUUGUUAUAUCUGUAAUAGAGAGACCAGAGGCUGUCCCUCCGUAUGCAUGGUUUGGUUUGGUUUUUCUUUCUCACUCCCUAUGCUGACUUGUGCAUUUCAUCUUUACAUAACUAAUAAUUUGU